Messenger RNA from Chelonoidis abingdonii (Abingdon island giant tortoise), 1819 nucleotides. RefSeq names its product coagulation factor III, tissue factor (gene F3). Gene Ontology annotation, cellular component: plasma membrane. Gene Ontology annotation, molecular function: protein binding; cytokine receptor activity. The record is from RefSeq and is a predicted model, not a curated record. NCBI's taxonomy places the organism in Eukaryota, Metazoa, Chordata, Testudines, Testudinidae. Gene Ontology annotation, biological process: blood coagulation; cytokine-mediated signaling pathway.
CUGCCGAGAGCGCAGGACACGACGGAUGGCUAGGGCUUUGAACUUAGCAGCAGCCUGGGGCCGGGCGCUGCUCCUGGCCGCGCUGCUCUCCCGGCUGGACCCCUGCUCAGGUAAUUCAGAACUGUCAACAGCAGUUAAUAUAACUUGGUCAUCAAUCAAUUUCAAAACAAUACUACAGUGGCAACCUGUGCCAACUAACUAUGUCCAUACAGUAAGAAUAUCUGGAAUCAACUCAAACUGGGAAAAAGCAUGUGUCCACACAAAAGAAACAGAAUGUGAUGUUACUGACAAACUGGAGAAGGUAAAAGACACCUAUACUGCACACAUAGUGUCUGAAAUGCUUUCCGGGACAGAAAAGUUUGAGGAGCCGCCUUACGCAAUCUCCCCAAAAUUCACGCCUUACAAUCAGACUACAAUCGGGAAACCAGGGAUUCAAACUUAUGAACUAAUUGACUCCAAGCUGAAAGUGUUGGUUGAAGAUCCACUUACACCAUACAGACUUCCUAAUAAAAGCUUUAAAAGUAUCAGAGAGAUUUUUAAAAAUGACCUGAAAUAUACACUUUAUUAUUGGAAAGAUGGAAGUACAGGAAAGAAAGAGGCAACGACAAAAAGUAAUCAGUUUGAAAUAAGCAUUGACAAAGGGGAGAACUACUGCUUCUAUGUACAGGCAACUAUUCUCUCUCGCAGAGAAAACCGCAAAAGUCAAGAAAGCAAUAUGAAUUGUACCCGUUAUCAGAAAGAUGGCCCGGCUGAGUAUGGAACUGAAGUGUUAAUUAUCAUAGCAGCUGCAGCCAGUGUAAUCCUCAUUACAAUCAUUGGCUUGUCUGUGGCCCUGUAUAAAUGCAAGAAAACAAAAGCUGCAAAGGAAAAAGAAACGAUGCCACUUAAUGAUGUUUAGGAAAAACACAAGAAGCGCCUUUUUUCUUACUACUUCAAAUGCUGCUGCAUUCCCAGACAGAAAAGCUUAUGGUACUUGUGGGGAAAAAACUACUGUCUCUAAAUAUUAUUAACCUUUACUUAAGUGUAAAGGAACACUUCCUGUUUCUGUGAAACUUUUUUAUAUUUAAAGCAAAAAAACACUCCUUUUUUAUACCCUGUUUUAUUUUUAUUUUAACAAUGUUAGUAAACUGAUGAAAUGUUAGCUCACAAGUAUGAAAACACUACUAUUCCUUCUGCACUUUUUGGAUGAGUCAAUUUUAAAUUGGUUAUUCUGUAUAUCAGUCGAUAUUUAUUUAGUUUUGAUAACCUGUGACUGUCUAUAUGACAUCCUAACAAGUUCACUUGUGAGGUGGUGAGAGCACCAUAUCAAAAACUUAACAUUCAAAACCAUAAUACAACAUAUCCAAAUUAACAGUAAUUUUCAAGAGAGGAACCUGCUCAAAAUAGAGACAGAAUUACUUGUCUAACCUUUUAAAUAUACUUUAGACAACUCCAAGUAGUAAACUUAGUAAUUUGCAAUUCAUUUGAAUCAAUAGGUAACUAAUUUCCUGCACAUACUCUACAGGAAGUAGAAUUUAUCACUUAUAUUUUAUACUGAUGAUUAAACACUUGAGAGAUGACUUAUUCUUAUAAUGGGAUGUCUAUAUAAAUGAACUACUUUGGUGAUGUGAUUUGGAGGUGCCUCAUGCUACUACAAUUUUUAAUAUAUUUAUGAUUUUUAUAAAUGGGAAUAAUUUUUAUAUUGGUAUAUUUGUAUAUAUUGUGGUAACUUAUUUAAUAUACUUUCUUACUGGAAAUAAAGGUGAAUGGGAAAACAAGACUCAUUAUUGCAGAACAAUGUUCCUUCUAGACAUAAAGUUAAACAUGGAUCUAAGAAAUA